UCACCACUUUCAACCAUAGGCGCAUGACAGCAAUACUGGGUAGUCAUAACCUUAACAACUAUGAAGCUUCCAGGCAGGAAAUAGCUGUGAGCUGGAUGAUCCCCCACGAAUUGUAUGAUAACCAGACCAAGCAAAAUGAUAUCAUGUUGCUGCAGCUGGAACGGAAAGUCAUGAUAACACCAGAGGUGCAACACAUCAAAUUUUCAAGAGAUUGUGCAAACAUCUGGCCUGGAAUGCCCUGCUCGGUGGCAGGAUGGGGUCUUACUUUCACAGGUGGACCAGGCAGUAAUGUGCUCAGAGAAGUGGACGUGACCAUCCAGAAUAUCUGCCGAUCUGAACAACGCUUCAACCUGAGGAGGGGGACAGUAUUCUGUGCAAGGGCCCUGGAAUCAAGGGGGCUUGUAGUGGAGACUCAGGAGGACCGCUUGUCUGUAGGAACGGAUGGAAUGAGCCUUUAGCUGUGGGCAUCGUGUCUUUUCGGAAUACUAAAGAAUGUGAAGAUCCUGCCCGUGAGGAUGUCUACACCAAUAUCUGCAUGUUUUGGCCUUGGAUUCAAAGGAAAUUGUAUGGUAUUGCUGCUGAGUGAUCUGAAUAUGAGCCAUUCAGUGCCAAUGUGCCCUCAUCUAUGACCCGGCAAUCACUGAAGAGAGAAAGAGAAGGGGAAAAAAAGUGCUCACUAUGGGCUAAAGGUGGUGCUUUCUAGCAGCAAAGGACACUAGCAGUCCUAAUCGCUUUGCAGCUUCAAUAAAUUCAGUUGUCAAACAAGA
Molecule: messenger RNA, 767 nt
Organism: Polypterus senegalus (gray bichir)
Lineage: Eukaryota; Metazoa; Chordata; Cladistia; Polypteriformes; Polypteridae
Product: duodenase-1-like
Exons: 3
Coding region: 24-458 (144 amino acids)
Biological process (GO): proteolysis
Molecular function (GO): serine-type endopeptidase activity
Source: RefSeq, a predicted model, not a curated record